Molecule: messenger RNA, 834 nt
Organism: Zygotorulaspora mrakii
Lineage: Eukaryota; Fungi; Ascomycota; Saccharomycetes; Saccharomycetales; Saccharomycetaceae
Gene: PTC1
Product: type 2C protein phosphatase PTC1
Exons: 1
Coding region: 1-834 (277 amino acids)
Biological process (GO): protein dephosphorylation
Molecular function (GO): cation binding; protein serine/threonine phosphatase activity
Source: RefSeq, a predicted model, not a curated record
AUGAGUCCUGUCGCUAAACAUGGCGAUCAAUACCAAUUGAGCUAUCGGGUCGGUGUCGCAGAGAAUAAAAAUUCAAAAUUUCGCAAAACUAUGGAAGAUGUUCAUACCUAUGUUAAAAAUUUUGCAUCGAGGUUAGAUUGGGGUUAUUUUGCAAUAUUUGAUGGUCAUGCUGGUUCGCAAGCUUCAAAAUGGUGCGGCUCUCAUUUACACAGAGUUGUUGAAGAGUUAUUGCUCGAAGACGAGACAGACGAUGUAAGGAAUGUCAUGAACCGUUCUUUCUUACGCGUAGAUCAAGAAAUAAAUUCUGAAUUACCUGGUAAUAGUGGUUGUACGGCAGCCGUUUGUAUGUUGAGAUGGGAAUUACCAGAUGGUGUACCUGAGCAGUCCCCUGAGUUGAAUGAACAUAAAAGAAAACUAUAUACAGCAAACGUGGGGGAUUCUAGGAUAGUAUUGUUUCGAAAUGGUCAGAGUAUAAGACUAACAUAUGAUCACAAAGCUUCUGAUAUAUUAGAAAUGCAAAGAGUUGAACAGGCGGGUGGACUUAUAAUGAAAAGUCGAGUUAAUGGUAUGUUGGCUGUUACAAGGUCUCUUGGUGAUAAAUUCUUUGACGGUCUUGUUGUUGGCAACCCGUUCACGACAAGUGUUGAAAUAACGAAUGAAGAUAAAUUCUUGAUAAUAGCAUGUGAUGGACUAUGGGAUGUCAUAGAUGAUCAAGAAGCAUGUGAAAUUAUCAAAGAUAUAAAGGAACCUAAUGAAGCCGCGAAAACACUUGUUAGGUAUGCCUUAGAGAAUGGAACCACAGAUAACGUAACGGCGAUGGUUGUAUGUCUAUAA